AUGACCCUGACGGCCCUUCGUCGGUAUCGUGCUGUCUUUGGCAUCUCGCCCGGGUCAACAAGCGUAACAUGGUCGUUGACGGAUGCUACUCGGCCUUCAACAUCGCGUCCGAAGCACCUUCUCUGGUGCUUGAUGUUUUUGAAGGUCUACGCAUCCGAAGGCGUCCAUCUCGUCCCCAUGAUCGAGCAUUCGUUUCAUUGGAUGGUACCGACUUUCGUAUCUGGGAACCAGUACUGUACGACCGCAAGUGGUAUUCCCACAAAUUUCAUGGAGCUGGGCUACGCUAUGAAGUCGGUGUGUGCAUGCGAACUGGCAACAUUGUCUGGGUCAAUGGAGGCGUACCAUGCGGCGAAUGGCCAGAUUUACGGCUUGCACGUCAACUGUUUCGCACGCAAGGUGUACAGGGUGCACGUCAGCUUGCCCUGCUCGAAUGCUGCAAACUCAUACAACUACGUUCGAAACGUUGAACGCUCUCUUCACCAUAUCGUUAGGUGCGCAGUGCUUCCGAUGCAAGAAGUACCUACCCCCCAGAUGCUGAAGAGUGCGAACAUGCCGCCGUUCGCAGGUCCAUCCUUCUCUUGA
Messenger RNA from Aphanomyces astaci, 582 nucleotides. RefSeq lists its product as hypothetical. The record is from RefSeq and is a predicted model, not a curated record. The transcript has 3 exons. NCBI's taxonomy places the organism in Eukaryota, Oomycota, Saprolegniomycetes, Saprolegniales, Verrucalvaceae. Bases 1 to 582 code for a protein of 193 amino acids.